ACUUACACGCACACGUGGACUUGGGAAGAUGGCGGAAUCAGGAGAACCAGAGACGACAGUAGACAAGAGAGAGAAAGAAGAGAAAGAAGCCAACUCAACGACAGAAGAAAUAUCCUUCAGAUCUCUGGGGGUGACGGAGGUUCUGUGCGAGGCGUGCGCGGCCCUCAACUGGACAACUCCCACAGCCAUUCAGAGAGAGAGCCUUCCUAUCGCUCUCAAAGGGAAGGAUAUCAUUGGUCUGGCUGAAACUGGGUCAGGGAAGACAGCUGCCUUUGCACUGCCCAUCCUCCAAGCUCUUCUGGACACUCCAACGCGGCUGUUUGCUCUUGUCCUCACACCUACCAGGACCUCGUGUCAGUGUGUGCACUGUUCCAUUCCCAUACCCAGAGAACUGGCAUUUCAGAUAUCGGAGCAGUUUGAGGCCCUGGGCUCUGGGAUUGGAGUCAAGUGUGCGGUCAUAGUGGGCGGGGUGGACAUAAUCACGCAGGCGAUGGCACUGGCAAAGAAACCCCAUAUCGUCAUAGCAACCCCUGGUCGCCUUGUCGACCAUCUGGAGAACACGAAAGGUUUCAGUUUGCGAACCCUCCGCUACCUUGUCAUGGACGAGGCUGACCGGAUUCUCAACAUGGACUUUGAAACUGAGUCUGCGUCCUGAAGUGAUCAGGACGAGGUUUGGAUGUGUCCUCAUGUCCUGAAAUGAGGUUUGGAAGUGUCCUAAUGUGUGUGAACUACUAGGUUGACAAGAUCCUGAAAGUCGUCCCGAAAGAGAGACACACCUACCUCUACUCUGCUACCAUGACACGCAAGGUGCAGAAACUGCAGCGAGCCUCUCUUCACAAUCCCGUCAAAGUCGAGGUGUCCAGCAAGUAUCAGACGGUGGAGAAACUACAACAGAGUUAUAUUUUCAUACCCAGCAAGUACAAGGACUGCUACUUGGUCAGUAUUCUGAAUGAACUAGCCGGAAACUCUUUCAUGGUCUUCUGUGGCACCUGCAAUAAUGUCCAGAGGACAACCAUACUCCUCAGAACACUGGGUCUCCAUGCCGUUCCACUGCACGGGAAGAUGCCUCAGCCAAAGAGGCUUGGAGCUCUGAACAAGUUCAAGACCAAGUCUCGAUCGAUUCUGGUCGCUACGGACGUCGCCAGUCGUGGUCUUGACAUACCACACGUCGACGUGGUUGUCAACUUUGACAUUCCCACCCACUCCAAGGACUACAUCCAUAGAGUGGGGAGAACUGCCAGGGCUGGGCGCUCCGGUAGAUCAAUUACCUUCGUCACUCAAUAUGAUGUGGAGCUGUACCAGAGGAUAGAGCAGCUGAUAGGGAAGCAGCUGGCACUCCACCCCACAGUGGAGGAGGAGGUCAUGGCACUAAUGGAGAGGGUCACCGAGGCUCAGAGAAUUGCCAGAAUGGAGAUGCAGACGGCACAGGAGAAGAAGAGAGAGAGAGGCGAAGAGAAGGGGGCGGGGCCACGGAGCAAGAAGAGGAAGAAAGAGAAAAUUGACACAACUGAACUCUAGUAGUCCAUUCAUUCCAUGUCUUCAUCUGUUGGUCUGUGAGCUGGUGGCAGUGAAAACUUUCUUAAAAACUGGAAGGCUG
Geodia barretti is the source of this 1597-nucleotide messenger RNA. NCBI's taxonomy places the organism in Eukaryota, Metazoa, Porifera, Demospongiae, Tetractinellida, Geodiidae. The record is from the annotation of a GenBank genome assembly.